AUGUCUAAUUCAUCAGCAUCAUCCUCCUCUAGCUCUGAUUACGAAUUAACUGAAUACGAAUCAAUCAAUCGGGUUGUUUCCCAAAUGAAUGCAGUUUUCAAUCCCGAGGCAAUAGGCGCUUUUCUUAGUGUUAUCUUUGACGAAGAAGAAAACCAGAGCCAAGAAGCUUCAAGUUCUUCAGCACCCAAGUUGACUAGAAGGGAUCACCUUGGUGCUGCAAAACUUUUAUACGAUCAUUACUUUGCGCCUAACGGCACUUACCUACCUGACAUGUUUCGUAGAAGGUUUAGAAUGCGAAAGGAAAUGUGUAUCCGCAUAGCGCGAGAUAUACACUCCUUUAACAGCGUUCAACCGCUACCGAAGCACUUUCAGUUUUUCCACAAAGGGGCGAUGGAUGCUUCUGGUCGUUCCGGUUUUAACAUUUUCCAGAAAUGCACUUCUGCAAUACGCCAGUUAGCGUAUAGUUAUAAGGCUGAUGCUUUGGACGAGUACUUGGAAAUGACGCAAGAUACAAGGUACCAAUGUUUAGCGCUUUCUGCAAGUGAGUGGAGGAACUGUCCGGUGGCAUGGCAAGGGCAGUACACGCGAGGCGACAAGGGGCAUCCCACAAUCAUACUUGAAGCAGUUGCUUCAUAUGAUUUGUGGAUCUGGCAUGCUUACUUUGGCCCUGCUGGUUCGAACAAUGACAUCAAUGUCCUCAACGAAUCAGAUUUGUUCGACGAUUUGCUUCAGGACAGGGCUCCUAAAGUAGAGUUUUCGGUGAAUGGCCACCGGUUUGGAAAGGGAUAUUACCUAACGGAUGGUAUUUACCCUGAAUGGGCUACUCUUGUGAAGUCUUUCAAGUGCCCGAUGGACCCGAAAACCACCAAGUUCAAGAGAUACCAAGAAGCUGCAAGGAAGGAUGUCUAG
This is a messenger RNA of Erigeron canadensis, 909 nucleotides long. RefSeq lists its product as uncharacterized. Lineage: Eukaryota; Viridiplantae; Streptophyta; Magnoliopsida; Asterales; Asteraceae. Bases 1 to 909 code for a protein of 302 amino acids. The transcript is spliced from 2 exons. The record is from RefSeq and is a predicted model, not a curated record.